AUGCAAUUAGUUCUUAUUUUGGUCGCUGUCGUCUUGGUAGUGAAUGUGGAAGGCUGGAAAUGGACGCCCCGAAUACCACGCUUCCCUCUACCACGCUUCCCUAUACCACGCUUCCCUAUACCACGUAUACCAUCCAUACCAAGAACACCUUGGGGUAAGAGAAAUGCGAGACAAGCGGAUGAUGACGCUGCUUUCAAUGCUGCAGCUAAAGACGAUGUUUUGUCUAACGAUGAAAUUAAAUCUGGCAAAACUGAAUUGAGCCAUUAUGUCGGGAGACAAAGAGAACUAAUCAAAAUAUACUUGGAGAAUGACCUCACACCGUCCUGA
Messenger RNA from Lottia gigantea (owl limpet), 327 nucleotides. RefSeq lists its product as hypothetical. The record is from RefSeq and is a predicted model, not a curated record. The transcript has 2 exons. NCBI's taxonomy places the organism in Eukaryota, Metazoa, Mollusca, Gastropoda, Lottiidae. The coding region runs from base 1 to 327 and encodes 108 amino acids.